Messenger RNA from Ambispora gerdemannii, 357 nucleotides. The record is from the annotation of a GenBank genome assembly. Lineage: Eukaryota; Fungi; Glomeromycota; Glomeromycetes; Archaeosporales; Ambisporaceae.
AUGUCUAAAACUCAUAAAACUCAUCAAAAUUUCCUUUCCUCUGACCGUAUUUACACAUGUACAACUUGUCAUACUCAUUUGGCCAGACAUGAAGAUCUAAUAUCAAAGGCAUUUCAAGGACGCCAUGGACGUGCAUAUUUAUUUAGCAGAGUAACAAACGUAUCACUAGGUCCAAAAGAAGAUAGAGUACUGAUUACCGGUGUACACUCCGUCAAGGACAUCCGAUGUGAUGUUUGCUCAAAUGUAGUUGGUUGGAAAUAUGUAUUUGCAUUCGAGAAAAGUCAAAAGUACAAAGAGAAUAAGUAUAUUGUAGAGAAGGCAAUGAUAUCCAAAGAGAAUCAGUGGGAUGAACCUUAG